CUUCUACCAUUUCAACAACGACCCAACCAUGCAACGGACGACGCGUCAGGGUGCGGCUAGGGACACCGCCUCUCCAAGAAACCCAUCCCAAACGAUAAAGACUAUCACGCCAUCAUACCCGUUACUCAGGAUGACAUUGGUGGCCAUGGUCAAUCUCAUUGUGGCAUACGCAACCCUCACCUGGAUUCCAACAAAGAUGAUCAAGCACGGCGACAGCGACGCCGCACAGGGCGCCAACAUCAGCACUCUGCCAUCACUCUCCUUGACGCUAGUCUCGCUCUUCCUCUUUCAGACACUUACAGGACUGGUUCAGGCUAAACUGCAUUCUGCAUACCAGACCACGGCAAUGAACAACUCAGGCAAAGGCAGGAACCAGGCCUCAUUGUCGCUCUUCGCAGCCUUCAACACCUCAGUAUCCAUUGGCGCUGUUGGAACGCUGCUCUGCCAUGUAUUCGCAGUACUAUUCGGCGCAGGAUUCGUCUAUCAGGCAAUGGAAACAAGUCAAUUGGCAUGCUAUUUAUCACUGCUGACGUUUUACCCGGCCUCAUUUGUUCUGGGCACAGACCUCAAGAGCUGGCUCAGGAUUUACAUACAUACCAGUCCGCAAACGUAUACAGAGGCAGCACUUUAUUGCCAGGGAAUGAUGGCUAUUUUUGGCGCAUGGUUGGGCUCGAUUGUGAUUCCUUUGGAUUGGGACCGACCCUGGCAGGCAUGGCCCGUUCCUUGUAUCCUAGGCUCAUUUCUGUUCUAUUGCAUUGGAACGGUUGUAGGGCUGGUGGCCAGCAUCGUGAUGCGCCAUCGAGCAGCAAGGAGCGAGUUCGGGAUUGGGGCUGAUGUCAAGUCGAACAUUAAGAAGGUCAAGAGUCAGUAAUAGAUAGGCGUACUCUUUCGGUGAAGUGAAUGUCAAGCAGAGAGGCAUGAGUAGGAACGACUUUAGGAAGAAAAUAAUGAGCGCUUCAUAUUAGAUCGAAUAGUUAUGGUUAUUAGCAAUCUGAACAGCGAUAAAGGACGAAUGCCAU
Gamsiella multidivaricata is the source of this 1019-nucleotide messenger RNA. Its product is annotated as GPI biosynthesis protein family Pig-F-domain-containing protein. The transcript is spliced from 3 exons. Gene Ontology annotation, cellular component: endoplasmic reticulum membrane. Lineage: Eukaryota; Fungi; Mortierellomycota; Mortierellomycetes; Mortierellales; Mortierellaceae. Gene Ontology annotation, biological process: GPI anchor biosynthetic process. Bases 29 to 871 code for a protein of 280 amino acids. The record is from RefSeq and is a predicted model, not a curated record.